AUGGCUUCCUGGAGCUCUCCAAGACCUGAUGGUUUCUACCAAGUUAAUUGGAGAAUUAUUGGUAAUUAUGUGAUUAAUGAUGUUCAAAGUUUAUUUGUAACAUGGUAUAUUCCUAGAGAUUUUAACAAAACCUACCUUUCUAUGAAUCCCAAAACUGAUAUUGCCAAGUAUCCAGUAUAUAUACUAAAGAAAGUUGGUUUUGCCGAGAAAUUUAGUAAAUACAUUGAGCAAUGCAUUUCUACCACUAAGGUCUCCAUUAUUGUUAAUGGUUCUCUUAUUGAUGAGUUUAGUCCUACUGGAGGUAUUAGACAAGGGGAUCCUCUAUCCCUUUAUCUUUUUAUUAUAGAUAUGGAAGUUCUUACUAGACUCCUCAUGAAUGCUGCUUCCAGUCAUGUUAUUUCUUGUGUUAAAGCUGCUAGAAAUACUUCUGCUAUUACUCAUCUUUUGUUUCCAGAUGGCAUUCUCAUCUUUACUAAAGCUGAUAUGCAUAAUAUAGCAGGUAUUCUGGAUGAUCUGAAUCAAUUUGGUAUGUACUCUAGUCAAAUGAUUAAUUUUGAUAUAUCUAGUGACUAUUUGAAUAAAAAUAUAAGUCUCAGUGCUAGGUUUGACAUUGCCAAAGCUCUUAACAUGACGGAUAUGAAAGACUCUAACAAGUAUUUAGGUGUUAAUAUUUUACUUGGUAGAGAUAAAAAUAAGGUUUUGUUUUCUUCAAAAAAACCAAUAAUUCAGUCUUUUGACAUUAGACUCGAAUUGGAAAGGAAAAACCAUGAAUUAGACAACUAG
Papaver somniferum (opium poppy) is the source of this 783-nucleotide messenger RNA. RefSeq lists its product as uncharacterized. NCBI's taxonomy places the organism in Eukaryota, Viridiplantae, Streptophyta, Magnoliopsida, Ranunculales, Papaveraceae. The record is from RefSeq and is a predicted model, not a curated record. The transcript is spliced from 2 exons. The coding region runs from base 1 to 783 and encodes 260 amino acids.